This is a messenger RNA of Fusarium musae, 699 nucleotides long. RefSeq lists its product as uncharacterized. The record is from RefSeq and is a predicted model, not a curated record. The transcript is spliced from 2 exons. Bases 1 to 699 code for a protein of 232 amino acids. Lineage: Eukaryota; Fungi; Ascomycota; Sordariomycetes; Hypocreales; Nectriaceae.
AUGGAUGAACUACGCUUUCGCUCCCAGCAGUCCCCGCGGGGCAACGACCAGUCCAUGCAUUCGUUUGUCUCACCUACUCGAAAUGCCUCCAGAAUGCCUGCUCCCCAGGUCAACCCUCAUGCCGGCGCCCACGACCAUCGAUCUGGCCUACCUCGUCGCUUUACCACCGAUUCUGGUCGAGUCCCGACACUUUCCUCUCUGGGUGCUCAACGGGUGCCCGAAACUUCCCAGGACUAUAAUACUCAGAUCGAGAAGAAGAAGAUGGAGUAUGAACGAAUCCGUGAGCAAAGGCGGAGGUUUGAGCUCGAGAUGCAAAAGCUGGAUCAACAACAAAGACGAGAGGCUUUGGAACUUGCUCAGAUGGAGGAGGAAGUUGGUAGAAUGGGCGGCCACCAGUCCGAGCCCACCACACCCCCCGAAUACCGAGAUAACUCUGGAUUCCCUACGUUUUUAUCGCGGCCGAGCCGAUACUCUAUGUCUAGCUUGACCUCCCCCCCAGGUCUAUUCAACCGCCCUGUUAGAUCCGGCUCGCAACUCGCUUCUCCUCAAUCCGGUAUCAGACAGGCACGCUUUGGAUUUGAGGAUACUACGACCCAAAUGCCUUCGCGUUCUGUGCCAACUACUCGAAGAAAUAGUGAUGAUGAAAAGGAGGAGGCUGUUCGACAAGAUCCCAGCAGUCAUCGCUCUGGUAAUGCGUAA